Messenger RNA from Colletotrichum orchidophilum, 783 nucleotides. Its product is annotated as 40S ribosomal protein S3. Lineage: Eukaryota; Fungi; Ascomycota; Sordariomycetes; Glomerellales; Glomerellaceae. The coding region runs from base 1 to 783 and encodes 260 amino acids. Gene Ontology annotation, molecular function: RNA binding; structural constituent of ribosome. The record is from RefSeq and is a predicted model, not a curated record. Gene Ontology annotation, cellular component: cytosolic small ribosomal subunit; nucleus. Gene Ontology annotation, biological process: translation. The transcript has 2 exons.
AUGGCUGUUCCAGGCACUCAGAUCUCCAAGCGCAGAAAGUUCGUCGCCGAUGGCGUCUUCUACGCUGAGCUCAACGAGUUCUUCCAGCGCGAGCUGGCCGAGGAGGGCUACUCCGGCGUCGAGGUCCGCGUCACCCCCACGGUAACCGACAUCAUCAUCCGCGCCACCCACACCCAGGAGGUCCUCGGCGAGCAGGGCCGCCGCAUCCGCGAGCUCACCUCGCUCAUCCAGAAGCGCUUCAAGUUCCCCGAGAACUCCGUCUCCCUCUACGCCGCCAAGGUCCAGAACCGUGGUCUCUCCGCCGUCGCCCAGUGCGAGUCCCUCCGCUACAAGCUCCUCAACGGUCUCGCCGUCCGCCGUGCCUGCUACGGUGUCCUCCGCUUCAUCAUGGAGUCCGGCGCCAAGGGUUGCGAGGUCGUCGUCUCCGGCAAGCUCCGCGCCGCUCGCGCCAAGUCCAUGAAGUUCACCGACGGCUUCAUGAUCCACUCUGGUCAGCCCGCCAAGGACUUCAUUGACCACGCCACCCGCCACGUCCUCCUCCGUCAGGGUGUCCUCGGCAUCAAGGUCAAGAUUAUGCGCGGCUCCGACCCCGAGGGCAAGGCCGGCCCCCAGAAGACCCUCCCCGACGCCGUCUCCAUCCUCGAGCCCAAGGAGGAGCAGAGCGUCGUCCAGCCCAUGUCCCAGGACUACGGCGCCAAGGCCGCCCAGGCCCAGGCCGCCGCCGAGGCGCAACAAGCGGAGCAGCAGCCCGAGGCUGCUGAGGAGGCCGAGGCUCAGUCGUAG